This is a messenger RNA of Pollicipes pollicipes, 1472 nucleotides long. Its product is annotated as 28S rRNA (cytosine-C(5))-methyltransferase-like. The transcript has 12 exons. The record is from RefSeq and is a predicted model, not a curated record. Gene Ontology annotation, molecular function: RNA methyltransferase activity. Gene Ontology annotation, cellular component: nucleolus. Gene Ontology annotation, biological process: rRNA base methylation. Bases 99 to 1472 code for a protein of 457 amino acids. Lineage: Eukaryota; Metazoa; Arthropoda; Thecostraca; Pollicipedomorpha; Pollicipedidae.
GGACGCUGUCUUUUCAUUGCCGCAUUUUUUAUGUGGACUGGUGAGCGGUGGUUGAAGUCAGCGUAUUGAGGAUUGCUAGCACUUUUAAUGAAUACCUGAUGGACGUGCCAGCUGAAACAGCAGAACAAUCGAAAUACCAGCACUCUGUCAAGCUCCCAUAUCUGUACAAAGAAGGGGCGAAGAUCCUCAAAGCGUAUUCAGAAAAGAAGGGGAGCCUGAAGACUCUGGUGUACGCCACACGUCAACAGCGACUGUACCGGCGCCUGCUGGCACUCGUGUCGCGCGCCGUCGAGCACGCGCCGGCCGUGGAGGGCGGCGCUGGCGGCUUCUGCCGGAGGAGCGGUUCAUGCACUCGUCCAUCGAGCGACGGCACGACGCGCACCAACGUGCUGCUCAACCUGUUCGUUUACAGCGUGGCCAUGUUCACGCUGGCCGUUCGUGGCGUUCUACGGCGCCGUGCACGUGGCCGAGGAUCGCUGGGUUACGCCGAGCACGGCUACCUGUGGGGCACGGCGGCGGCAGUGCUCACCGUGCACGCGCUCAUCGCCAUGUUCGUGUGGGGCGGCGUACAAGGAGCGCCCCGGUACGCGCGGGUCAACACGCUCCUCGCUUCCCUGGAUGACGUCACGCGCCAGCUGACGGCGGAGGGCUGGGAGCGGGUCGAGUACCCGGCCGACGUCCGCUACGAGGAGUUCAUAGCUCUUGUCAAGGCGCUGGGACCGUCUCAGUUCCUGCUGGACCUGCACGUGCCCGCCCUGCUGGUGUUCGCCGCUGCGGGCUGUCUCAUUCUGCAGGACAAGGCCAGCUGCCUGCCGCCGCUGGCGCUGGCGCCCUCCCCCGGCGAGCAGGUCCUGGACGCGUGCGCCGCGCCCGGCAUGAAGACGUCUCAGCUGGCGGGCCAUGAUGCAGAACACAGGGACGCUGGUGCUGUGGAGCGGGACCAGGCCCGGUUCCAGACGCUGUCCCGGAUGCUGCGCCGAGCCGGCGUCACCAACUGCCGGCUCAUCUGCGGCGACUUCCUCCGCCUGCAGCCGGCCGACCACCCUCAGCUGACAGCCAUACUGCUGGACCCAUCCUGCUCCGGCACAGGUAUGGCAGGCCGUGAGUCGGCGGACUCGGUGUCGGCGGACCGUCUCCAACGGCUGGCAAAUCUUCAGGGCAUGCUGCUGCGCCACGCCCUCAGCUUUCCGGCCGUCCGACGAGUAGUUUACUCCACCUGCAGCGUCACCGAGCGCGAGAACGAACAGGUGGUGGCGGCCACGCUGGCGGCUCACGCCGAGCACGACCUCUGCAACGGCUUCUUCGUGGCGACGUUCGUCAGGGCUGCCGAAAACGAGGCUCGGCCGGGCAAGCACAAGGUCAAGACCAGGAAGCGGGCAACCAUGCGACGCGGAGACGGCUCGGGCGACAGCGGAGACCACAACCGGAAAACGUGCUGGCGGGAAGACCGCCAAGACUGUGGGAUCGGCUGA